AUGGAGCUAUCGCCACCUCCCUCAGGUCUAGAAGCAGAAUAUGAAGAACUUUUCACCACCAACUCCCUCCUCUUCCUCCAUGAGCUGAUCUCCACAUUUGAUGAUGAGGUGGAUGAGGUCCUGCAGUUACGACAGUCCAGAAAGGCCCACUUGGACCUUUCAGGUGACCUGCCAAGCUUUCUGGAAAGCACCACACACAUCAGGGGAGACCCAGACUGGAGGGUGCGCCCCGUCCCACCAAGGCUCCAGAGACGACAUGUGGAUAUUGGGGAUAUGGCUCCCUGCAAUACCCAGCGCUUCAUUAAAGGUCUCCUGUCACCAGCACAAGGCAUACAGGUUGACUUUGAUGAUGGGAACUGUCCUACAUAUCACAACCAGAUCAAAGGCAUCCAUAAUGUUUGUAAGGCGGUUCAUAACCAGUUCCCAGAUGUUCCACACAUAUCUCAGGCUCCAGUGCUGAUGCUUCGUCCCCGUGCCUGGAACAUGGUUGAGCACAACAUGAUGGUGGAGGGGAAGGAGGCUCCUGGUCCUCUCUUUGACUUUGGACUCCUCAUGUUUCACUGUGGAAAGACACUGUUUGAAAACAAGAGUGGACCCUUUUUCUACCUGUCAAAAGUGGAGAGCACCAUGGAGGCCAGACUAUGGAACAAGAUCUUUGUCUGGACACAGCAAAAGCUGGGCCUGCCACUGGGCUGCAUCAAGGCAACAGUGCUCAUUGAAAAUGUACUAGCAGCAUUUGAGAUGGAGGAGAUUCUCUAUGAGCUACGAGACCAUUCAGCAGGACUCAACUGUGGCAUCUGGGAUUAUUCAGCCUCCUUUGUCAAUAAGUUUGGCCACAGAAAGGCCUUCCUGCUGCCCGACCGCAGUAAAUAUGUCAACAUGGAGAAGCGUUUUCUGCGCAGCUACAUGGACCUGUUGGUUCAGACGUGUCAUCGGAGGGGAGCGCUGGCCACAGGAGGCAUGGCUGCCCUGCUGUUACCUCAGGACCCGCUCAGCGACUCCCACAGGAGUGUGUUGGCGACUGUCACCAGACUUAAGCUGCUGGAGAUCAAGGCAGGUGUGGACGGUUUCAUGGUAUAUGACCUGAGUUUGAUCGAGCCCAUGCAGAAACUCUUCAAGCUCCACACUGAAGGUGAUAACCAGCUUCACCAACUUCGAAAUGAUGUCACUGUGGCUCCUGAAGACCUACUGUCCAUGCCUUCGGGAGGAGUCACCCUUUAUGGUUUGAAGUAUAACAUUGCAGUUGGUGUCCUCUUUAUUAAUGCUUGGCUAUCAGGUAAUGGCCAUUUUUUCUACAGAGGCCAGGUUGAAGAUUCAGCCACAGCAGAGAUUUCCAGAUCUCAGGUGUGGCAGUGGAUCCGUCAUCAGACUCAGCUGGAGGACGACAGCAGGGUGGUGAGCAGGCGGCUGGUGACUGACCUCACCAGCGACGUCAUGAUGGAGCUCAGCGCUCUCUGUCACUCUGUUAGGGAGAAACAGAAGUUACACACAGCAGCAGACAUGUUCAUGGAGAUGGUACUAAAGAGAGAUUUCCCAGAGUUCAUCACCACCUACCUGAAUCAGGACCACACCUUUCUCAGCUCCCAGACCUCUGGACAGGUGGAGGCUCUGGACUCAGACAUGUGCCAGUCCAAACUGUGA
This is a messenger RNA of Chelmon rostratus (copperband butterflyfish), 1641 nucleotides long. It is a transcript of the gene ugl, whose product is annotated as malate synthase-like. Gene Ontology annotation, molecular function: malate synthase activity. The coding region runs from base 1 to 1641 and encodes 546 amino acids. The record is from RefSeq and is a predicted model, not a curated record. Lineage: Eukaryota; Metazoa; Chordata; Actinopteri; Chaetodontiformes; Chaetodontidae. Gene Ontology annotation, biological process: glyoxylate cycle. Gene Ontology annotation, cellular component: cytoplasm. The transcript is spliced from 14 exons.